This is a messenger RNA of Durio zibethinus, 2003 nucleotides long. RefSeq lists its product as uncharacterized. NCBI's taxonomy places the organism in Eukaryota, Viridiplantae, Streptophyta, Magnoliopsida, Malvales, Malvaceae. The record is from RefSeq and is a predicted model, not a curated record.
GACUAGUCCUCAAAUUUGUUACCAAGGGUGCAACUCCCUAACAAAUGGCAGGUGAGUUUGCAGAGCUGGACAAGUGUACGGUCCAACCAAAUAGAGCCCCAUAACGCAAACACAACACAUAAAAGUUAAAACACAAUAUACAAAUCUUUCUUAGACCUGGUUUCCAUCUCUUCAACUCAACUUGUCUUGUUUUUUUUAUCUGUCUUUGUCUUGGAUGAAAACCCUCUUCCAUCUUCCAUUCCUCAAUCCUUAUAACAUCAGUUAAGAAGUCCCACAGGAUUCUCUCCUCUCUCUCUCUCUCUCUGUUCUCCAUCUAUCUAUCGAUCGAUCUCUUUUUUUUUUUUUUUUACUCUUUGCAUGCGUGAUAGACCAGGUGAUAAGUGUAUCUUGUCGAACCAGCAACAUAUCAUCAAUCCCAUCAUUCAUUCUGUUCCACUUCACAGUGCAAAACUUGUAAUUCAUUUAUGAUGGCUGUUGACCUACGCAACUGUGAGUUAUUACUUCCUUCUCAGUUUUUCACUCCUCAAGAUCACCUUGAUGGUCUUUCACUGGAUAACAGCAACCGCAGCAGCAGAAACAACAACAAGAACAACAAACCCAUCAAACGAAACGCGUCUUACUUAAUGGGUUCAUCUGAUUCUGGGUCCGAGUGGAGUUCACCUAUUGGCUCUGAGCUGAGUUCAAUCUCAACAGAAAACAGUAAAGAGGAAGACGAUUACAUUGGUGAGUUGACUCGCCAGAUGGCUCAAUACAUGCUUCAAGAUGAAGAUAAACAUGAUAAGUCCUGGGGUUUGUCUGGUUCUCUUGAAUCAACGCUCUGGUCACAGCUUGACUCCAACGUUGAUAGUCCUGUUGAACCAUCUAGGAAGCCAUCUCCACCAUUAACGCCUAUGGUUAUGAAAUUUGAAAAGAUGAAGAUAAAUGAAGAAACAGCCAGCUAUAACGAAGGUGAGAGAGUUACAAGUACAUCCACUACAAAUAAAGUAUGCAGGAGAAACCCGAAUGCUGGAUUUCAAUCAAAGCACGCCUUUAUUGAUGAGCAAAUAAGAGCUAUCCAAUUUCACAGGCUGAAAGAAGAACAAGCUAUGAAGCAAAUGGAACAAAAGCCAAGGAUUAAGCAUUAUCAAAGCAAAGGGAGCGUAUUUGGUGGGUUAAACAAUGGCCAAAAUGUUGCCUCUAACUCUAAUCAUCCUUGGUAUACUCUGCAGCAGCAGCAACAGCGGCAACAGCAACAACAAACAAGAAACCAACAAGCUGGUUCUGAUAUGAGAGCGGUUUUCCUUAAUGCCUACGGUUCAAGAAAUGGUUCUUGUGGGACCGGUGUUUUCUUGCCCCGUAGAAUAGGAACUCCUUGCAAGUCACACAAGAAACAAGGACGUGCCACAGUUCUGAUUCCUGCAAGAGUAGUUCAGGCCCUGAAAAUCCAUUUUGAGAAAACAGGUGUUCCAUCAAGGUUCAAUAGCAGUGGUCUUCCACUGGAACACGAUGUUUCUGUAAGUGGGACGAAUAGCAUGCGUGCACAACAAAAGCGCCAGUCCAGGACGGCGCCGGCUAUCAACGAUCAAGAAAUGGGUCUACCUCAAGAAUGGACAUAUUGAAAUAAGAACCCUCUCAAGCACAUGGGUUAUUGCUUCUCACUUCUAAUUUUUCAAUUAAGUUAAAUGAAGGGAAAAAACAAGUUCAAGCCAGAAUAAACAGGAAAUAAAAAAGACAAGCAGUCGUCAAGUAUAGGGAAUCUACAGAGAAUAUGACAAAGAAAACAAAUGUGCAAUGAAAAAAAUUGGAUACAGUCCUUGUACCUUCCUCUGGCUGGCUUAAGUCUUUGUAAACUUAUUGAGGAUGGCUUUUUGUAAAAUCCUUGUAAUAAAAUCAGCCAUCAGCAAUAUGAACUUGCUUUGGUUUUCAUUUCCAUUUUUUCAUGUCAUUAUUGUACGUGAUGAAUAACUUUUUUGACGAGUAAUGAAAAUUGAAGUGUUAUUUUAUCGAAAAAAGUUUUUCAUUUA